Molecule: messenger RNA, 1647 nt
Organism: Caenorhabditis briggsae
Lineage: Eukaryota; Metazoa; Nematoda; Chromadorea; Rhabditida; Rhabditidae
Gene: Cbr-mig-14
Product: Protein CBR-MIG-14
Exons: 9
Coding region: 1-1647 (548 amino acids)
Biological process (GO): Wnt signaling pathway; Wnt protein secretion; intracellular protein transport
Cellular component (GO): organelle membrane; endomembrane system
Molecular function (GO): Wnt-protein binding
Source: RefSeq, a predicted model, not a curated record
AUGGCGGGCGGUGCUGUCAUCGAAAAUCUGAGUAAUCGAAAACUGUUCGUCAUAAUCGCAGGUCUUCUUGCAGUUCAGAUUCUCUUUUUCUUAGUUGGCGUCUGGUAUGCUCCAUCUCCAUCUUCUUACAUGGAAUUUGAAAUGAUCUCGUGUCGAGACGAAACAAAAGGCCUCUCAGGAGAAUGGAUUCACAGAGAUAGCUGUCAUCAAAUAGAAGAGCUCUCGGAAUUCACGCCAUCUUCGUUUGAUCUUCGCGAAAUUGUGUUCAUCGCUAAAAUGCCUCAUGCAAGAGAUGGAAUCGAACUGGAGUACUCUCCAUGGUUCCAGUUCUUGCUCGGCGUGCUUCAAAUCGAAGUAGAAUACAGUGAACACUUCAAAUACGUGCCACAUGCACAAAUUGAAUUGGAAGUUCGUAUGGGAUAUCGAGAGCAUGCGUCGAAGAAAAAUGACUGGAAAGAGCUAGCAACAUCAAAUGUCACACGAAUUCUCGAGUGUACCAUUGCAGAAGAAGACAAAAAAGACGGUGGAACCUACAAUUGCGACAUGCUGGAUUUGUUCGAACUCGGUUCAAGUUCCUAUCCUUUCUACCUUGUCAACAUUCGCAUUCCAAUUGAUCAGCAUGCUUGUCAAUACAAUCCAAAGAAUCCUAACUGCCAAAUCGGUAAACUCAGCGGUCUGCGACUCAUCGAAAUUCAUCAGAAUGGAGGUUUCACUCUCCUCUGGCUUUGGACAAAGACUCUGAUGACUCCAAUUGUGGGGGCUUGUCUUUGGUGGUAUUAUAAUAGAAUUAAUCAACUCGCCCGAAAUCCACUUUUGCUGGAACGCGCCAUUCUUUAUCUCGGUCUAAGUCUUGCAAUUCUAGAUUUCCCAAUCGAAUGGAUCUCACUGACUCACCGAUUACCGUUCCUCCUUCUCGUUUCCGAUCUUCGUCAAGGACUCUUCUAUACCGUUCUUUUCUCCUUCUGGCUUAUUUUCGCUGGCGAACACCUUAUCGAUGAUACGACCAGAAACAAUAUUAAGUCCUAUCGAUUCAACCUAUCGUUCAUCAUCAUUGCUUCAGGUGCUCUUCUCAUUUACGAUCUCAUCGAACGUGGUGUCCAACUCUAUGAUCCAUUCUACAGUGUCUGGUCAUCUCCAACUGGAUCUCAAAUCGCAUACGUCGCUAUUUUCAUAUCUGCCAUUUGCACAGUUGCAUAUUUUGGUUUUUUGCUAUUCAAAAUCGUGCGAGUCUGGACAACAAUCAAACACAAACGCAGUGCUCAACUAUACCAGACGAGUGAGAAUCGGCGACUAAAAGUGGAAGGUGUCAUCUACAGAUUCAAAUUCUUGAUGUUGUUCACUGUCCUCUGUGCGGGAUUUACCAUUCUCGCCUACUUCAUGAAACAAUAUGGAGAAGCACAACUUCACGGAGAUGAGGCUAGAAGCGGAUUUCUAACAGGAAGUACAUCUGCAUUCUUCACUGGAACAUUUGGGAUGUGCAACAUUUACGUGCUAAUCUUGCUCGCGAUGUAUGCACCAUCACACAAACAUUACCGAGGAGCUACUCAACUCAUUGACGAAAACGACGACGAAAUCAUCGAUGACCCCUCCAACCAACACACUGAAUCAAACGCCAUGACGACGUUCCUCAAACCGAGUACUGAUUAG